This is a messenger RNA of Pseudovirgaria hyperparasitica, 1088 nucleotides long. RefSeq names its product gluconate 5-dehydrogenase. The record is from RefSeq and is a predicted model, not a curated record. The transcript has 3 exons. Gene Ontology annotation, molecular function: oxidoreductase activity. The coding region runs from base 221 to 1075 and encodes 284 amino acids. NCBI's taxonomy places the organism in Eukaryota, Fungi, Ascomycota, Dothideomycetes, Acrospermales, Acrospermaceae.
CACAGUCCGGGAGCAUUAGCCGGAGCUUCAGGAUCUAGACGUGCAACAACAUUUCUCCCCACAAUCAUUCACAGCUCCAAGGUGAAAUCUCUCUGCUUUAUUGCCUAGGUCUUCAUUCCAAUCAAACGAUACAAAUUCCAAUCUCAGUUUACAGCCCCAGCCUCGCAAUUGGUAGUCAAUCUUGGCAACCCAAUAUCAACACUAGCUAAACACCACCACCAUGUCGGCCGAAGCAGACGUCAAGCUCCAAGACUUCUCCAACAUCUUUUCCCUCGAAGGCAAAGUCGCCGUCGUAUCUGGCGGUUCUCGCGGACUAGGUCUGCACAGCGCCUCCGGUCUCCUCCAAGCCGGCUGCUCCAAAGUCUUCAUCACGUCGCGCAAAGCCAAGGCCUGCGAAGAAGCCUGCGCAGCCCUCAACGCGCUCCCCAAUAAACGCCCCGGUGCGCAAGCCAUCUCGGUCCCGGCGGACAGCUCCAAGAUCAGCGAAAUCGAUAGGCUUGUCGCCGAGGUCGCGAAGCAUACCGACCAUGUGGAUAUCCUCUUCGCGAAUGCAGGCGCGACAUGGGGCGAGGCCUUUGACAAGUUCACCGAGAGCGCAUUCGACAAGGUCAUGGACCUGAACGUGAAGAGCGUCUUCUUCACCGUCCAAAAAUUCGCACCUCUCCUCCGCAAAAACGCCUCCACCGCCGACCCGGCCCGCGUCCUCGUCACCGGCUCCGUCGCAGGCAUAAACACCGCCACGCUCGGCAAACAGGCCACCUUCUCCUACGCCGCGUCCAAGGCCGCCGUGCUCCAUCUCGCGCGCAACCUCGCCAUGUCCUUUGCCACGGACGGCGACCGCAUCCUCGUCAACAGCGUCGCGCCCGGGUUUUUCCCGAGCAAGAUGUCCAACGGGCUGUUGGAGAUGAGUGGUGGGGCGGAGAGCGCGGCGAGGGCGAAUCCGAAUGGGCGGUUGGGCAAUGCCGAGGAUGUGGCGGCUGCGGUGGUGUUUUUGUGUAGUCGGGCUGGCGGGCAUGUUAAUGGGCAUACGCUUGUGUUGGAUGGGGGGAAGAUUUAUAUGAAUGGGAAGUUGUAGGUGGGAUGGGUGG